CACCAAAAGAAAAAUCUCUUGACCCCGAUCUAUCUUUCAUCGUCUCCCACCACGCUUCGUCCUCAUCGUUUCCUCUCAGAUCGAUCAGAAUCUAAUUCACAGAUCACAAAAGAUGCAACCGGGAGACUACAAUUCCUAUUAUCAUCACCAGCCUCCUCCUCAGUUUCCAAACCCUCCCCCUAAUCCUUACCCCACCCCAUCUCCUCCCACCGCCGAUCAUCCUCAAAACACGUACGCGUCGGCUCCACCGUUUACCGGCGGUUACGGCGCAGGAGAUUACUCCCAGAAUUAUCAUCAAUCUUACGGCCAAAACACCGAACAUGUCCCUCCUCCUCCUCCUUCAGCUCCUUCCUUCACUCCUCCUCUGGCGACAAACCCUAAUUCUUAUUCCGCCUUGAACCAACCGUCCCCGAUUCAUCCACCAGCACCACUAUCAUCUUAUGGAUCGUUUGAUUCUACUGCUCCUCCUCCUCCGUAUCAGCAAACUCAGCCCAUGUAUUAUCCACCCUAUGAUCAUCCUCCUCCAUCAUCUGCACCUGCAGCUGCACCGAAUCCUAAUCCUAAUCCGCCUUACUCAUCCUACUCUCCAACUCCUUACACUGGAGGAGGAGGAGGAGGAUCUUCGUACGACAAGCCUGUGAAAUUCGAUCAACCUUCUUAUGGCGAUUACGGCAGGACCAGAUCCGAUUCAGGCUCUGAUCUAUACGGAAAACAACAACGAUCUGGCAGCAGCGGAGGAGGAGGAGGAGGAGGAGGAUACCCAGCUUUCGAUGAUUCUUCCUCCUACGGAGAUGGAGUCUAUGCUUAUUCAGGAGGCAAAGUUGAGCCGUACGGGUCUCGUGGGACAGCUCCUAAAUCAUCGAAUUCGACCUUGUUCGACGAUUACGGACGGCCCAUUAGCGGUAUAGAUUCCUCCUCUUCCGCCGCUGGCUCUAAAUCCGCUAAGAUCGCAAGAGCUGUCCCCAAGGAUGAUGUCCACGAAGAUGCCUCCGGUGGUGUUCAGAAGUUUCGUGUCAAAUUGUUGGCUGAGACUUACGGACAGACCACUACUGAUGUUCUCUGUCAGAUUGGUUUGGAUGGCCUCCGUAUGCUUGAUCCAAGUACUAGCCGGACUUUGAGAAUAUAUCCUCUCGAGAACAUCACUAGAUGCGAAAAACUAGAUUCGUCUAUUCUGGCAUUUUGGUCUAAGACUCCGGUAGACUUCGAAGCUAAACGUAUCAGACUGCAAUCAAAUAGUUACACCACCAACACCCUUUUGGACACUGUCACUGCUGCUAUGUUUCAGGCUAAGGAGAUUGGGGGAAGUAGCAGGCCUCCUGUCGCUGCCAAACUGGUUGAACAGUCUGCUGAGAAGAAGAAAGGAUUGGGUGAUUGGAUGAACAAAAUAAAGCCUGUUAAUGAGGAGAAAGAUCAUUGGGUCCCUGAUGAAGCAGUUUCGAAGUGCACAUCUUGUGGGUCAGAUUUCGGUGCAUUCAAUCGAAGGCAUCAUUGCAGGAACUGUGGUGACGUCUUCUGUGACAAGUGCAGUCAAGGUAGGAUUGCGCUCACUGCAGAGGAGAAUGCUCCCCAAGUUCGCGUCUGCGAUAGGUGCAUGGCAGAAGUGUCACAGAGGUUGAGUAAUGCCAAGGAAUCUGCUAGCAGGAACAUGAGUUUGCAGAGCCAUGAAGACCUCGCUAGGAAGUUACAGGAGGAAAUGCAGAGAAACCGCAAGUCUUCGUCUGGUUCGAGGGAAGGAUCUGGUAGGCGGAUGAAGGAAGUAGCUUGUCCAACCUGCACAGUGCACUUGCAGGUUCAGGUUCCAUCCUCAGGAUCAGAGACCAUCGAGUGCGGUGUUUGCCAAAACCCUUUCCUUGUUAGCUCGCAUUGAUCUUCCUUCCUACCCGCCUGUUUUGCUCUUUGACAUAUAUUUACCAAUUAAACGUAUGAGAUUUGGGUCAUUUGGUUACUGAAUUGGGUUUGAUCACCAAAAAUAAGUUGUUGGUUGUCUCAUGUGGUUGUUGCUUCCCUUUUAUGUGUGUAUAUGAAAGUCUUUUGAGUGAUGGAACAGUGUUUACCUUCAACGUCUCUGAUCAUGGACAUGCCCCAAAAGUUUUAAACUUAUAUAUGAUUUCAUUGUUCA
This is a messenger RNA of Raphanus sativus (radish), 2119 nucleotides long. RefSeq names its product protein FREE1. The record is from RefSeq and is a predicted model, not a curated record. Gene Ontology annotation, cellular component: ESCRT I complex; late endosome membrane. The transcript has 10 exons. Gene Ontology annotation, biological process: intralumenal vesicle formation; multivesicular body assembly. The coding region runs from base 113 to 1867 and encodes 584 amino acids. Gene Ontology annotation, molecular function: ubiquitin binding; metal ion binding. NCBI's taxonomy places the organism in Eukaryota, Viridiplantae, Streptophyta, Magnoliopsida, Brassicales, Brassicaceae.